AUGAAGGGCUGUCAUUGUUUUAAACCUGAUAGUGUUUUAUCACUGAAACAGUUGCGACAAUUAUCCAACAUCAAAGAUGAUGAGAACUUUAAAGCAUUACUAGAAACUUGUAAAGAUGAGUCCACGGGGAAUAUAAAUGUUAGUUUAUUAAUUAAACGCAUUAAAGAUGAUAAACAUGUUUUUAAACAUUAUGAAGCAGUUACGAAAAAAUUAGCUUCAUUUGAAAAUGUAGCAUUAUCACCAGAAAUUUUUAUGCAAACAUUAACAAGUGGUACAAGUUCAAACACGCCAAGAGGUAGUCGACCUAGUCAGUAA
Messenger RNA from Didymodactylos carnosus, 315 nucleotides. NCBI's taxonomy places the organism in Eukaryota, Metazoa, Rotifera, Eurotatoria, Philodinida, Philodinidae. The record is from the annotation of a GenBank genome assembly.